CGAAGUGUCGGCCUUAUAAAUCUCCCUCUUUCUCUCUCCUCUCGCUACACCGUCGCGUAGAGCUCCCACGCCAGCUCUAUCUAUCCUUUCAUGGCGGCGUCCCAGGCGAGCCUUCUGCUUCAGAAACAGCUCAAGGAUCUUUGCAAGAACCCAGUAGACGGGUUCUCGGCCGGUCUGGUCGAUGAAAACAAUAUCUUUGAGUGGAGCGUCACGAUUAUCGGACCGCCCGAUACGCUAUAUGAAGGGGGAUUCUUCAAUGCCAUCAUGAGCUUUCCUAAUAAUUAUCCGAACAGCCCUCCGACGGUUAAGUUUACUUCAGAUAUAUGGCAUCCCAACGUCUAUCCUGAUGGCCGUGUUUGUAUAUCAAUUCUUCAUCCUCCUGGUGAGGAUCCGAAUGGUUACGAGCUUGCAAGUGAGCGCUGGACGCCUGUCCAUACGGUUGAAAGCAUAGUUUUGAGUAUAAUAUCAAUGCUAUCCAGUCCGAAUGAUGAAUCUCCUGCAAAUGUUGAAGCUGCGAAGGAGUGGAGAGAUCGGAGAGACGAUUUCAAGAAAAAGGUGAGCCGCUGUGUGAGAAAGUCACAAGAGAUGCUAUGAAUGAAUAUGACGUGCUACCAAAUGAAGCAUUUUCUCUUCUCUCUGCACAAGUGUGUCGUCAGAGAGGAUGUGUUAAUUGGCAAAGCCCUGGCCCUUGUAGAAUGCCAUUGAUUUUCUCACUUUUAAAAAUAUCUUCAUUUCUUUUUGUUCUUUGUUCUUUGUUUUUGUUUUGUAUUUGUUUUUCUUCUCAUUGUCUAGUAAUUGUUAAAACGUGGAACAUCUUUGUAUUCAAUUAGUAUUUGCCCAUUUGAUGAGGAA
Molecule: messenger RNA, 852 nt
Organism: Prunus mume (Japanese apricot)
Lineage: Eukaryota; Viridiplantae; Streptophyta; Magnoliopsida; Rosales; Rosaceae
Product: ubiquitin-conjugating enzyme E2 7
Source: RefSeq, a predicted model, not a curated record